AUGGAUGUGGAAGAUGUAUCGAAGACUCAUUAUCCUGAAGAUUUUGUCCAAAUGGUAAAACUUUUAGAAUUUUUAUCGGAUCCUAUUAUCUAUCCACCCAAGGGCAAAAUGCAGGAUAAUAUUUCAUUUGAAAUCUUCGUUAAUAUAUGCGACCAUUUACCACCUCAAGACUUACUUAUGUUGUCAUGUGUGUGCAAAAACUUUGCCAACAUGCUUGACGCGGAUAUAUUUGCCAUUUCUUCAGAUAUCUGGAAAUCAUCUCGUGAACAUUUUACGGUGUUCAAGGAUAUGGAUCCGCCUAAAGGAAUGUCACAAAAACGAUUCGCUCAAUUACUUAAUUUUGGCAAAGGUUGUGAGAUCUGUAAAAGUAAAGAGAAAAAUGUUCAGAUAUAUUGGCCUGCAUUUGUGAGCGCACUGCAAUUAGAGUAUGAAUAUCAAAUUGAUAAGAGUACUAUUGAUCACAUUCCACCUCUCGUACCUUGUCCAGAUGAUGGUGGUAAGACGCAAUAUUAUUGGUUGCCUCAUGCAAUUUUUGCGCAAAGGAAGUUACAAACUAAAUCGGAUUCGAGUGAGCCAAAAUUAGAGGUUGAUCGUCUUAACGAAGAGAACAUUGAACGUCAUCUUUUGGUAACGCGAUAUUGGAAUGAGCAAGUUGUGCAUCAGCAGAAUAAAGUUCAAACGAUUGUUAGAGAGUUUUACGAGAAAAAAAUGUUAAACACAUCGGACAUCUUUACGAAUAAUCCAGUGAUUAAAAGUAUUAUGGGCAAAAUUUUGAUCAAUCCAUUUGUUGAACAAGAUUUUAAGUCAUUCAUUGAGGAACUUAAAACUGUUGCGAAAAGAGAUGAUCAUUUGACAAAUCAUGGCGAGUACGGGCAUUCGACUAUGGAUGCUAAACCUAAUAGACCACAAAGGAAAAAUUCGAUGAGGACUUAUCCAGCUGAUUAUGAGCCUCCAAGAAACGAAAAGGAGGAAUCAACGUCUUUCUCAAAUUAUGCAUUCGAUCAUGGAACACCAAUAAGACUGAUGCCACCGAUAAUUCCAAAUGGACAAUUUAUAGACACAUCAGGUUCCCAAAUGAAGCCCAUUAAUCCAACACCAGGUCCACAAAUGAAUUCAAUUAGGAAACCAAUGCAAACUUCUCAAAUUAGCUCUGCCAAUGCACCACCGAUGGCAAACUUUCAAAUGAACCCAAUCAAUACACCAAUGGCAAAUCUCCAAAUGAAUCAAAUUAAUUAUCACAUACCACAUAUACCACCGCAAAAUCGCACACAAAGUCAAUUGGUUCAGCGAAGACAAGAUAUCGUAAAACUUCUCAAAAAAGUCGUGUUUACUGGAUCACCAAAAGCCAACGAAAUCAAUGUUCCUUUUACAAUUAACAUCAACGACCCAAUUUUUCGGUUUCUUGAUUGUUGUGAAUCAUUCAAGAAUCCACCACUUUUCCAGCCUACUGACAAUACUAAGUAUGACAUUAUCCUGAAACUCAAGCAGGAGGCUAGCAUACUGAAUGAAGUACACCGAGGUAUAGUAGAACCUCGACAUAUUCUUGACGUUCGAGGUGCUGAAGAACGAAAACUCGGUAAUUACCCAUUGUUCAAGUGUAGUAUGUGCCCAUCUAAUGAUGAAGGUGGUGUAGUAAAGGUUUACAGAAAAAUUGUAAGCCAUAUUAUGACAGCACAUGGUUUGGACAACCAGAGACUAUCGAGUUAUAUAGAAGUAGAUCCUAAAUCGGUAGUCAACUACAUUCAUUUCGCUUUUAUACCUGAGAUCCGUCCGCUUGAAAUCCGUCCGAAGAUAAUCAAUAAAUAG
Cetraspora pellucida is the source of this 1806-nucleotide messenger RNA. The record is from the annotation of a GenBank genome assembly. Lineage: Eukaryota; Fungi; Glomeromycota; Glomeromycetes; Diversisporales; Gigasporaceae.